Molecule: messenger RNA, 1867 nt
Organism: Durotheca rogersii
Lineage: Eukaryota; Fungi; Ascomycota; Sordariomycetes; Xylariales; Xylariaceae
Exons: 1
Coding region: 404-1651 (415 amino acids)
Source: RefSeq, a predicted model, not a curated record
UGAAGGGGUGGCCCGUGGAGGGGUACGUCAGCUUAUUAGUAGUAGGGGCCACAUUGCCGCCUAAUUUGCCGUAUCGCCCCAUAGACAGUCUUAUUAGCUACUCUCGUAUUUGCCCGAGGAGAAAAUGCGAGGUACCUAAUAACUACCUAGGGUCUGAUUCCUAAGCGUUGCUUGGUGUUAUUGUGGCCUCAUAUUUAAAGGCAGUAAUCGCCCAGGGAACGAUGAAGGUUGGGUCAUUCUGUGCGCAACUGCAUUCCUGGCGACACUUGGAUCACGUGAGGAAGCUGAACGAAGCAAUAAACGUCAAAUUCUCAUCGACAGAGCAACAUUGUGUUUGCUCAUCGCGACCACACGUAGCAGCACACCAGCAGCAUCCCGACUAUCAAGCGUCACUUACCCCAGAAUGUCGGUCGAGAACUCUCAGGAUGAGCUGGAUGUCGAAACCUUCGGUCCCUUAGUCUCAAUUCCGGCCUCUUCUCUAAUUCUUCUCGCGUCAAAAAUACAAAAAAAGGCUCUCGACUCUCAGGCUUCGACAAGCAGUCUAGUCGCCCGGGUCAGCGGGUCGUAUAAUAUUGCCCACAUCAUCCAGCUAGAUAACAUCAAGCUGGUGAUACGUGUGCCGGCCACUGGAUGGGGUAGUGGAAUGACAGAGACAGCCGCCGAUGCGAUUCGGUCACAUGUCACCACCUUGCGCCUGAUCAAGUCCCAGACCACGAUUCCGGUCCCGGAAAUCUAUGGAUUCGAUACCACUUGCGACAAUGAGAUUGGAGCUCCAUAUAUCUGCAUGAGCUUUAUGCCAGGCGCGCCAGUAUCUCAGGCUUGGUUUGAUCCCCUCAACCCAAGCCUCGAAGCUCGACGCCUCAGGAUUUUGACCUCUCUAUCACAGGCUUUGGCUCAGCUCGCCAAGUUUAGCUUCAAGAAGAUUGGAUCUCUCCAAGCUGAGGAGGAUGGGCGUCUCGUUGUUGGCCCCUGCUACAGCUGGCACGAGAACGACGACGGCAGCUUCAGCGUUGUAGCGUCGGGCCCAUAUGACACUAUGUCUACCUACCUUCGGGAGAACUCUGCGGUGAGAAAAAGAGAUAAUGAGUGGGGGGUUGCGGAAUACAAGUUGUUAGAUGUCAUUGUUCCUUGUCUUCCUGUCGGGAGCCGAGACGAAUCGUUUGUUCUUUCCGCCCCUGACCUGGACUCGCAAAACGUUCUAGUAGACGAGGAGGGCAACGUCACAGGAAUUAUCGACUGGGACCAUGUUCAGACCAUGCCCCGGUGCGUCGGCUACUCUGGCUAUCCGAGUUGGAUUACGCGCGAUUGGGAUCCACUCAUGUACGGCUGGCCGAGGAUGAAAGAUUCAGAGAACUCGCCAGAGGAACUUGACCGGUACCGGGAGCAUUUUGACCGGGAAAUGGGUGCGGCUCUAGGCUGGGAGGGGGACUGGAUUUACACCAAAAAGUCUCAUAUUAGGGAAGCGGUAUGGAUUGCCGCCUUGCAUAGUUUGAAUAGGCCGGAGAUUUGUCGAAAAUUGGUUGAGGUCGCAAUUGGAGGCCAGGGAGAGGAGGUAGAUGCCUUAGGUAUGAUGUACGAUCUUGGUUCAGAUUACCUAGACGAGCAGGAAUGGCGCGAUCUCAAACAGAAGUUGGAGGCCCUCGUCUCCUGAAAUUCAUGUAUACUGGUUGCCGAAAAAGGUCCUCGUUCUCCCGGCGAUAGAUCUUAUCGAGUUCGCCAUCGAGAAUCGCCGUUUCCUUCACCACUGGUGCAAGAAACAGGUGAAAUAUCCCCCUAUUAGACGCGCAAGAAAAGCUACGAAGGCCUUCACUAAGUCCGUCAAGAACAUCCCUUGGUAUUAAAGUACAUUCCUGAACGGCUAUUCCGU